AUGCCAAAAAUUACAGCCAGAAAAAGGAAAUUUGAUGUAUUGUCAUCGGAGAAGUACUGUCGUCGAUUGGUAUCCUGCUUGUUUGACGAGGCAUUUCUUCGAGAGCCUCAGGGAUUUCUCGCUGCAAUUUCGGCGCGUAUAAACUGUGACAAUCCGAGUAACAGCAAAUCAACUUUUGCAAAGUUGCCUGAUUGGGUCACAAAUCCCCCGGCCUUAGUCAGGCCGGUUCCUCCAAAUUCUCAUGGUUUAGAUGGGCCCGUUCCGUUUCCCUUCUCCAUAACCUGGGAAAGGUACACACCUUCUGCUGAAACAGAGGCUGCUGUCCAGCUUGUGGCGAUCGAAGAACCCGACGUUUUGGUAAUUAUUCUGCAGAAUCAACUUCGUUCACUUUUGGAACAUGAGUCAGCAGCUCAUAAUUUUGCAGCAAUGCUUCGGUCGCUACCAAGUCGAAGACGUGUCUCCGUCAUCAUCUUCGCUCCAAGGUGGCAUAAAAUCUCUAUUGCGUGUCUCUGGCCUUCGUUCUUUUACUACUGUGGUGCCUUUCAUCGAUCUCUUGAUUAUUUGAUGCCGAUUUUGUUAAUAUAUCUGCUGCUUCUUUUCUUACUCGCUGACCGAUUUCUUGUGAUUAGACUCUCUCCAACUAAAGAGCGCGUCUUCCUUGAUCUACUCACUCGCCUCCAAUUCGAGUGUCGCUUAGCAGGUAUUCAACAGGCUUCGACGGUGCAGAAUCUUGCUGUUCUUGUGGGCAAUUACACCAAAGCUGUUUGUCAGCGUCCAUUUAAGAAGUCGCGAUUAGACGAUCGACAUGGCUUCUCCUUCCUUCCCGCCUCGGCAACAACUGUUGCAGGCGCGGUUGCUGCUCCUCGGUUCCCUCUGACAGCAGCAUGUCGAGGCAUUGGUUUUAACGAAGGGGAAGUGGUACGUGCGUGGGCUCAUCAAACCUGGCUGCGUCAGCUUGCAACGUGGCGAGGAAUGACUGGGGAGGUAGUUCACGCUGUUGCAGAGGCCUUCCCUACUCCACGUGCACUGUUCAAUGCAGUCAAUGACGUUUCAGGUGGUUCAACAUAUUUUGUCGCUCACUUUAAAUGGCAGUUUCCGAUUACGACGAAAAAAAAUCAUUUUUUAUCCUUUGCUUUCCCAGACGAUAAUGGCGUAGCAAAAUUGGCCGAAUUGCCGAUUCGUCGAGGUGCUGGUGUCCUGACAACAGAGAAUCGAUUGGGAAAUGCAAUUGCUGCCCGUAUUGCCGCAUUUUUCACAUCUGUUGACCCUGACCUUCUUGUAGAUGGUGCCCCUUGA
Hydatigera taeniaeformis is the source of this 1296-nucleotide messenger RNA. Lineage: Eukaryota; Metazoa; Platyhelminthes; Cestoda; Cyclophyllidea; Taeniidae. The record is from the annotation of a GenBank genome assembly.